CGUCGUGCCCCUUUAGCACCUGAACAUGUUCGAACACUUGUCAAAAAACAUAACAUUAAAGUUCUUAUUCAAGCAUCAAAUCGUCGUGCUUUUCCAAUUUUAUCAUAUAUACAGGCAGGUGCUACUGUUCAAGAAGAUUUAAGUGAAGCAUCAGUUAUAAUUGGUGUUAAACAAGUUCCAGCAGAUUUAUUAAUACCAAAUAAAGUUUAUAUUAUGUUUUCACAUACACAUAAAGCUCAAGAAGAUAAUAUGUCAUUAUUAGAUGCCUGUUUAGAAAAAAAUAUUACAUUAAUUGAUUAUGAAAGAAUUGUUGAUGAUCAAGGUGUUCGAUUAGUUGCCUUUGGAAAAUAUGCUGGAGUUGUUGGAAUGAUCAAUAUUUUACAUGGACUUGGUGUAAGAUUUCUUGCACUUGGUCAUCAUACACCAUUUAUGCAUAUUGGUCCAGCACAUAAUUAUCGAAAUAAUGAACAAGCUCGUAUGGCUAUUCGAGAUGCUGGAUAUGAAGUCGCUUUAGGUCUUAUGCCGAAAUCUAUUGGACCACUGACAGUUGUUUUCACUGGAUCAGGAAAUGUUUCUCAGGGUGCUCAAGAAGUCUUUCGUGAAUUACCAUUUGAAUAUGUCGAUCCAAAAGCUCUUCCACAAGUUGCUCAACAUGGUGCUAAUAAUAAGAUUUAUGGAAGUGUUAUUCAACGUAAAGAUCAUCUAAUAAAUAAAGAAACUGGAGAAUAUAAUGAAGCAGAAUAUCAUAAAUAUCCUAAUAGAUAUACAUCAACAUUUAAAACAAAAAUUGCUCCAUAUGCUUCGGUCAUAAUCAAUGGCAUUUAUUGGGAACAAAAUUCACCAAAAUUACUUCGUAUUUCUAAUGCAAAUCAAUUGUUAACUCCACCACCAGAAUGGUCACAAAAUGAUCCUAAAUCUGGAUGUCCACCAUUACCUCAUCGACUUUUAGCUAUUUGUGAUAUCACAGCUGACAAAGGUGGUAGUAUUGAAAUAGUUCAACAAACAACAAGUAUUGAUCAUCCAUUUUUAUUAUAUAAUCCUAAAACAAAUACAUCAACAGAAAGUUUUGAUGGUCCUGGUGUAUUAAUUUGUUCGAUUGAUAAUAUGCCAACACAAUUACCAUUAGAAGCAACUGUUUAUUUUGGUUCAAAAUUACUUCCAUUGAUACCACAAUUCCUUGAACUUGAUGCUAAAAAAGAUUUUGAAAAACAAACACAUGUACCUCGAGUUGUUAGAGAUGCAACUCUAACAGCCAAUGGUCAAUUGACACCAAAAUAUACUUAUAUAACACAAUUACGAGAACAAAAAAAAUUAAAAAAAUCAAUGUCAUCGGUUUCAAAACGUGUACUUGUAUUAGGUACUGGUUUUGUUAGUGGUCCUGUUGUUGAAUAUUUAACACGUGAUAAACAAGUUCAUAUAACAGCAGUUAGUGCAGUAAAACAAGAAGCUGAUCGACUUGCAUCACAAAAUCCUCAAACAACACCUGUAUUACUUGAUGUAACACGAAGUCAAAGUGAUCUUGAAAAAUUAAUAAGAGAACAUGAUUGUGUUGUUUCACUUUUACCAUUUACAUUACAUCCUGAAAUUGCUUCAAUGUGUAUUAAACAUCGUCGUCAUUUAGUAACAACAAGUUAUGUAUCACCAAAAAUGAAAGCUUUACAUGAUGAAGCUGCAGCUGCUGAUGUCACAUUAUUAAAUGAAGUUGGAUUAGAUCCCGGUAUUGAUCAUAUGCUUGCUAUGGAAUUAUUUGAAAUAAUUCGUGAUGAUGGUGGUCGAAUAGAUUCCUAUGUAUCAUAUUGUGGUGGAUUACCAGCUCCAGAAUAUGCUGAUAAUCCUUUACGAUAUAAAUUUAGUUGGUCACCACGUGGUGUUCUUACAGCUUUACUUAAUCCAGCUAAAUAUUUAAAUAAAAGCAAAAUUGUUCAAUUACAAGGCAAUGGUGGUGUUAUAGAAGGUGGAUGUACAACAGCAAAUUUUCUUCCUGGUUUUAAUCUUGAAUGUUAUCCAAAUCGAGAUAGUACAACAUAUAUUGAUUCAUUACAACUUGAUACAGUACAUACAAUACUUCGAGGAACGUUAAGAUAUAAGGGUUUUUGUCAAAAUGUACUUGGAUUAAUUCGUCUUGGUUUACUUAACGAUCAACCACAUCCAAGUUUACAAUCGAAUGAUGAUCUUACAUGGAAAGAUUUUAUGUGUGAUCUAGUGAAUUUAAAACGUGAUACAUCAUUAAAUACACUUCGAACUACUAUUCAUCAACGAUUACAAAAUGAAAAUCAAUUACAAACUAUUGAAGAACUUGGUCUUCUUUCUGAUGAUACUAAUAUAGAAAAACGUUCAAAUCCACUUGAUACAAUAAGUGGAUGGUUAUCUAAACGUUUAUCAUAUGGACCUAAUGAACGUGAUAUUGUUAUUCUACAUCAUCAAGUUGGUGUUACAUGGCCAACAUUAUCUGAAGAAGAAACAGAAUUAAAAACAAUAGAUAUGGUUGUUUAUGGUGACUCGAAAUAUUCAGCUAUGGCAAAAACAGUUGGUUUACCAGCUGCUAUUGCUACACGAAUGCUUCUUGCAAAUGAAAUUCAUGAACGUGGUGUUGUUGUACCUGUUAAACGUACCAUCUAUAAACCAAUUUUAAAUGAACUUAAACGUGAAGGAAUAACAUGGACAGAAAAAACAAUCAAAAAAUAA
This is a messenger RNA of Adineta steineri, 2685 nucleotides long. The record is from the annotation of a GenBank genome assembly. NCBI's taxonomy places the organism in Eukaryota, Metazoa, Rotifera, Eurotatoria, Adinetida, Adinetidae.